GUGGUUCACGAACGGAAGCGGAUCGUCCAGGUGAAACGGAAGAAAGAAAAGUGGAAUGAUAAUAAGCGCGGUAUCGUGUAUGUUCCACGAAUAUUAUGUUUACCAUGAAGGAUAAAGGAUUUCUUCAGCUGUGUCUUCUUGUUAUUUUGCAAUUGUACGUUUAUAUAGGAAUCUCUGACAGUCUGUCAAACGUUUCUGUCAUCGAACCACCGGGAUCAUGGUCCGAGGUUCUGGAAAAUUGGGUGGUGUCCGACUCGAGAACACUCAGAACGCCGAAGGUGAUGAAACUAGGUGACAAGACUUUAAUGGUCACAAGUAAAAUAUCGACGCCGAACAAGCGAGAAGUUACCGAAACCGAUCUCUACCUUCUAGGAGCUAUAGAGAAGCUCGUCUAUAGAGUAGAUUUUUUGGAGAACCGGUUAAGAAGAGCAGAAGAACUCCUCUAUUACGUAAUUUCUGGAAACGUGAACCAGAAAAAAUCUUGUCCAGCAAACUACACUAAAAUCGGCCAGAACUGCUAUCACUUCAGCGACCGCGAGUUCGACUGGAAGUCGUCGGCUAGUCUCUGCCGCGGAAUGGGUGGAUAUUUGCUAGAAUUCGAGAAGGAUGAUGAGAAACGAGAUGUAUUCAGCAGUUUGCAAAUGAAUUCAAAGUUAAAGGGGAAGCAUUUCUGGACAGGAGGGCUGAAUCCCGGUCUCUUGUGGAUUUGGGCAAGCAGCGCGAAGCCGGUUCAUCAAAACAUGAAACAGACCGUACCUGGCGAUGGCAGAUGCCUGAAACUGUCUUACAAUUCGACGUCCCGACUAUACUCUUAUCACAGUGACGAUUGCGGGACGAGGCAUAGAUACGCUUGCAAAUUAACGGUAGACGAUGAAUCAGCGAACAGGAUAGAGAAAACUGCGCGGGCGUUGAUUGACACGCAACCUUAAACGAUAAAUAACGACUGAGAUUUGUGACUCAUAAGAAGGCUUCGUUUCUCUCCGUUCACCAGUGAUAAGGCUUCAUCACUUUCGAUGAUUAUACCGUCGUUCUCUAAAAUUAAUUGCUUCGUAGCUUCGAUACCAUCUGGAUCUACGCCGCGACAACAAUCAUUGAUCACCCCAAGAGGGUAUCCCAAUUGAAGACCGCUUAAGCAAGUGGCUUUCACACAGAUAUCGUAAGCUACACCGCAAACAAACACAUGUGUAACGUCGGACCUACGAAGAAUCUUCAGCAACUCGCUGGAACCUGACGAAUCUUUCUCAAGAAAUGCCGAGUAAACCUCCUUCUCGGGGUCUUUACCCUUUAGUACCUAGAAAAUCCAGAAGAGAAGUCUCUCCUUAAUGAAAAAAUUCAAAUUACCUUAUAGACUUGACACUAUACAAGAUCACAGAUUAAAAAGAUUUGUUGAUAACAGGAAAAGCGAAGAAUAAGUUAUUUUAUUGUAUUUUCUUUUGUUUUUCGAUACCUGUUCCGAACCAGGCACGAUCACCAGAUCUUUAUGCAACUGGGCACCCCAGCUGUACAUGACGCAAUGUUUCGGCCACAGUGUCUGCUCCAAAUAAGGUUUCGCGAAUACCACUGUGUCAAAUAAUUUUGCCUCCUCCUUCGUUACCUGCAACCACCCAGACUUAUUGGAAUCUUUUGUACAAAUAAAUUAGAAAGAAAGAAAUAAUUGUAUUACAAAAAUAUAAAGUAUUGAAAAUCCGAAAGUGUAGGGUUUUCCUAUAUAAAACGUUUUGAAAUUUAUAACGUACGGAGUUUGGAUAAUAUAUAAUUAACAUGUAAUAAUGAGUCAACGAUCACUCGAGUCAUAGUUGCGCUAUAAAUUGUCGGUCGUGAACAAAGAAACGCAUAUAAGCUUCUCAACAACAACAAAAGUUCUCAACGCGGUGUAUUCUCUAAAAACCUAAUUAAUGGACCAAAUAAACCAAAAACAAUUUUUAACUGAUUUUUUAAAGCCUAAAAUAUUCAAUGGUAAUAUUCGUAGCGCUCAAAUGACUGAUUAAAUUGAAUUUCAUUAAAUUUUUUCGCAAAAGUCCUAACAACAAUGGUACAAAUGCACUUAGUUUGAAGUCAUGUUCUUUUAAACUCUUUCUAAGAAUCCAUUACGCAAGCCCAACGAUUACAUAAUAUAAUAAAUUACAUGUUUAUAACACAUACAUCCUUCAACGACGUAGAAUGCAAAUUUGAAAAAAUAAUUUACCCGACAGUCGCAAUAAGUAUUAUUUAAAUUCAGGAGAUAAUCGCGGACAGCAUAAAUAGUGCAAACCUUGUACAUGUAUAACUGCAAGAAUUAUAUAUUUAACCGACAAUAACUUGGUAAAAGUAAUUUUCAAUUUAUUGUUGGUUUCACGUUGAAAACGGAAAA
Nomia melanderi (Alkali bee) is the source of this 2350-nucleotide messenger RNA. Its product is annotated as perlucin-like protein. Lineage: Eukaryota; Metazoa; Arthropoda; Insecta; Hymenoptera; Halictidae. Gene Ontology annotation, biological process: stimulatory C-type lectin receptor signaling pathway; positive regulation of natural killer cell mediated cytotoxicity. The record is from RefSeq and is a predicted model, not a curated record.